Amphiprion ocellaris (clown anemonefish) is the source of this 4888-nucleotide messenger RNA. It is a transcript of the gene eeig1a, whose product is annotated as estrogen-induced osteoclastogenesis regulator 1a. Bases 284 to 1438 code for a protein of 384 amino acids. The record is from RefSeq and is a predicted model, not a curated record. Lineage: Eukaryota; Metazoa; Chordata; Actinopteri; Pomacentridae. The transcript is spliced from 12 exons.
CCAACCGGAAGUCCCAUGACAUCACAGCUAACUUGACGGAACUGUUAGCGCAAAAGUUCCGAGAAGGAAAAAAACGUCUCGAAGCGUCUUUUUCUGUCAUUUUCUGUCCCGGAGCCGCUGACGGUGGACCUCAGAAGCCCCGAAAUGUCUCCGGAUUUCGGAGCUGAAUCUCGACUGGAGCUGGAUGAGAACUGAAGCUGCGCCUCUUUUAGCCCGUUUUCAGAGAGGUUUUUUUACUGCGUUUUUUUUUUUUUUUUUUUAAGAGUUUUAUGCCGGUGAAAGUAUGGCGUUUUUCGUGAAGAAGAAGAAGUUUAAGUUCCAGACUCAGCUGACCCUGGAGGAGCUCACCGCGGUGCCUUUUGUCAACGGGGUUCUCUUCUGCAAGCUGCGGCUGCUGGAGGGGGAUUUUGUCGCUACUUCUUCCAGAGAGGAGGUCCAGGAGAACUGUGUUCGCUGGAGGAAGAGGUUCACCUUCGUGUCUAAAAUGAGCGCCAACCCUCACACCGGAGUCCUGGAUCCGUCAGUCUGCAGGGUUUCAGUCAGGAAGGAACUCAAAGGAGGAAAAGCCUAUACGAAGCUGGGUUUCACAGACCUCAACAUGGCCGAGUUCGCUGGUUCUGGUUCUACGGUGAGGUGCUGCCUGCUGGAGGGAUACGACACCAAGAACACACGGCAGGACAACUCCAUACUGAAGGUGAUCAUCGGGAUGACCCUCCUGUCUGGAGAUCCGUGUUUUAAGACGCCUCCGAGCACAGCCAAGUCCAUCUCCAUCCCUGGACGGGAACACACCCUGCAGCUGGACUGUAAGGGGGAAGGAACCGCCGAGCCUGGCCCGGCUGGAGGGGUUUCUCUGGGCCGAGCCUCCAAACCUCGACCCUCCAUCAUCAGCUCAGGUCUCCUGGAGGAGUCGGAAACGAAUCAGAACCAGUCUGGUUCAGCAGAAGUCUUCCAGUCUGGUCACUCUCGUAACUCCAGCUACGCCAGCCAGCACAGCAAAAUCUCAGGCUACAGCACUGAGCACUCCUGCUCCUCCAGCCUGUCUGACCUCACACAUCGCAGGAAUACCUCAACGGGCAGCAGCACCUCUGGUGGCCUUUGUUUUACCACCGACUCACCUCCAGAGGGCGACAAGGACGCUGGACGUCCCGAGAGACCCCCUCGACCCCCAAGGCCUGUCUUACCCCCCAACAGGCCUCCCAGGAGGAAGCAGGACUCGGUGGAGAAUCACCCCUCCUGGGUAAAUGACACUCGCAUCGAUGCCGACGACAUCGUGGAGAAAAUUGUCCAAAGCCAAAACUUUGCGGAUAUCAACAACACUGAAGACAGCAACCUGCGACUGUUUGUCAGUAGAGACGGAACCACGGCACUCAGCGGCAUCAGGCUCGGAAACAGGGUUUCUGCAGGCGGCUACGAGCCCGUGGUGAUAGAAAGCCAUUAAACGUCGACCUGCGGAUCGACUCGUCUUCCGGUUUCCUGGAGCUUCGGCCGGUCUGAAGCCGUGAGAGGAAAACCUCGUCAGUUUGCACUUUAUGUCCAGUUUUGUGGCAGUACUAGUCCACUCUCCGUUCAGCUGUUGGUGUGAUGUUGAGGGCAAAACGUUGUCGUCGAGUCGUUUUUAGAUUUCAAGAGAUCCCCAGAGGUUUGUUAGAACUUCAUUUAAGUGCCGUUUCUGUUCACAAAGUUUACCAUAGGCUUGAUUUAUGUCCUUUUAAAUCUGAAAAAUAUUUCCAUAACUCCUGCAGUACUUGGCGAUAUCAGUGCCUUUUUGUCACGUUUGACAUCAGAUCAUACAGCACCAUAUAUUUGGCAGCAAGUUCAAUUUAUUUAGAUCAGUUUCUCAACAAGUUAAAAAAAAAGCAUCACAUCAGAUAUCCAAGAUGCAAUCAAGAAGUCUAUAAAAAGCAAAAAGUGCAUCUAAUUUCAAUUUAGCCACCAUCUCUGUGGACCUUGUGCAGUUCUGCUCUGCUCCCAGUGCUCCUGCAACACCUCGUGACCACUUGUAAAAGGGCUGGACAUUGUGAAUUCACCAUGGAUCUUAAACAUAUUCUGUCAACCGUUCCUUCUCUGCACAAGUUGAAAAAUGAACAUUAUAUCGUAGACAUAUAAAGUGUAGUCAAGAAGUCUGCGCUUAAAAAAAGCAAAAAUAACAGCUCCUGCUUUAUAUGUGGUCUCUAUCCCCUUCGACAUGGUCUCCUUGUGCAGUUGUGCUCUGCUCCUGCAACACCUCCUGACCACUUGUAAAAGGGCUGGACAUUUGCAAUUUCACCAUGAGUCUUAAACAAAUCUGUGUAGUCUGUACUUGUAAAAAGCAAAAUAACAGCCUCUGAUUUAAAUUUGGUCUCUUUCCCCUUUGACAUGGUCUCCUUGUGCAGUUGUGCUCUGCUCCCACUGUUCCUGCAACACCUCCUGACCACUUGUAGAUACGCAUCUGCAAUUUCGCCAUUGAUCUUAAACAAAUUCUGUCAACUCAUCCAAACUAUCAUGUCGAGGAUCAUCACUGAUGACGAGAGGUGGAUUUGCGGCUACCACAUGCAGACCAAACAGCCAUUUCCACAGUGAAACGCCCACAAUCUCCAUGACUGGUUGAUAACACAACCAGCAGUAGGCUUGUUGUUUCUUCCAAAUUGACGGGUUGUGUUGCGUUAAUUCAUCCUCCAUAGUCAGACUGUCAGAGUUAAAUUCUCCUGUAAUGUUUUCAGGAGUCUAAAGGUGAAAAUAUGGCAAAAAUGACCUGGAUUGUGGCAUGUCAGCACAAGUUUUUUUUUUAGCCACACCAACAAAAUCGCAGCUCCCCGCUCAACCUAAUUUGACUCUUCAAAUAACAUAAAACCAUUUAGUCAGAAUUUUGACACAGUUUAGGCGGAUGGUGCUUGACACAUUUAUAGAACAGAGCUUCCAGGUAGCUUUACAGGUGUUGCAGGAGCACUGGAAGCAGAGUAUCACUGCACUAAGAAACUACUUUGAAGGGGCCAAAUUUUUGCUUUGUAUCUGACUUCACUGUGGAUUUAGCUUCUUCCCAUGUGAUCAGAAUUAAUUUUCAUUUUAGUUGCUGCAAACUGUCUAGAAUCACAAUCAAGAAUCUCAGUGACUUAAUUCUGUCAACAUAAAUGUGAUGUGAUGGAGUUUAUCUGAUCUGUCGACUUCCUGUGCAGUUUGAAUCACAUUAACUCCCACUGAACGUGACCAGGAGUUUAUAAAACCACUGAACUCGUUUGUUUUGUGUCUUUAGUUUGUGUUUCCCUGUUGAUCGGGUGAAACCAGCAGAACCACUGAGUGCCUGCAGUUUUUCUCUCAUAUGAUCCUGAAGCGCCGUUAAACUGUGAGCGCUCGUGAUGGUGACCAGAGAAACGCCGCUUCCUCUUUGUUUUUUCUUUUUGUUUCGGCUCCAUUAUAAACUACAGGUGGAAAUGUUGUGUGGUACAGACUGUUCUGCUUUUACCGGCCACACGAGGAAACAAAAAGGGGGAGAUUCUGCAGCUGUAAAGCUCUUCGCUGCCCCCUAGUGGGGAAACGUCAGCUUUUACCAUCAGCCCUUUGGUGUUUACUCAAAGUGUUUACUUUGAGUUUAUUUACUGAUGAACAAACACCAAAGAAGUAGAAAAAAAAGGAUUUUCUGCUCCAAACAGAAGAAAAAUGGCGACCAGCUGGCUGGUUUUGGCCUAUUUUAUAAGCAACUUUUCAGUUGUUCCCACCUUUUAUCCAAUAUAGUCUUAAAAUCUUUUUUUUCUGUUUGUUUAAAGGUUAAUAAAGCUAGAAAUAUGAUAAAUAUUGGCUUGUAUUGUCACAAAACUCUUGAAACUAAGUGAUAAUUGGAAAGUCUGAUGGAUUAAUGGAUGCCAGAUGGAUUUUUCUGGUAAUUAAAUCAAGUUUUUGUUGAUCACUUAAACCGUAAUCUUCCUUCUAAAGGUUCUUUCUGCAGCACCACAAACUUUUCUUAGACGCUUUGCAAGUUUUUCAACAUGUUCAUCUACAGAAACCACAUUUAAAACUUCUAUAUACAACAAAAUACAGUAAAAUUUACCUGCCACUGGUAGACUUAAUCGACAUUGUGUGAACUAAACUGGCUUGAAUGUAACAGAAGUUCAUCUAUAUGUAGAAUUUCUCGCAUUUUGGCUUUUAAUUUUUCAUUUAAUGACAGAAAAUUUACAAUUUUCUUGCAAAAACGUCAAAACUGACAAGUUUUGGACUUUUGGUCAAACAAAAACAAGCAAUUUAAAGAAAUUGAACACCUUAAGAGACUAAAUUUACAGAAAAAAAAAUCACCAAAUCCUCACAUUUUCCAAUUUGAAACCAACAAAUGAUUCACAUUUAUGUUUAAAAAACACCUGAUUAACCCAUUCAACCAAUUAAAACCAGUAAAGUCGCUAAUAAACCAUAAAAAUCUGAUUUUAAGACUCUUUGUUGAUAAGUUUAUUUUUACAGUAAAGCUGCAGUUUUCCCCCUCGUCGUUUUUUUUUUUUUUUUUUUUUUUUUUUAAACCACACUACAAAUGAAGCCACUUGUGUUUCUAUUAAUCAGACGGUUAAUUAUUCUCAUCAUUAUUGGGGAUGAACCACUGAAAAGUUUCUUCUGAGUUUGGGUUUACGUCACCGCAGCCUUUUGUAUUCUCCUGAAGCAUUUAUUUAUAUGUUUUUUGUUUCUUUUUAUUUUUAAUCUUUUUGUCCAGAGGUGAGUUAUAAGCUACGCACACGACUCCCAGAGCUUCUCUUUUUGUUCUUCUGUUUUAGUGUUUCUAACAGAUUUAUUCUAUUUUAACAAAGCUAGUAUAACCUGAAGUUACAGGAAGUCCAAACGUUUCUCCAGACACUGUUUAGUUAAACCCACAGCUCCGUGUUCGUUGGUGUAAAUCUGCAGAAAUGACUUCUAAACAAUAAAAAAGCUAAUCUGA